AUGUCACCGUAUGAAGACUUAUAUGGUCGACCUUGCAGAACACCCUUUUGUUGGACACAAGUAGGGGAGCGGAGUGUUUAUGGUCGAGAUUUCGUGGACGAGACCCUCGAGAAAAUUAAGAUCUUGAAGCUGAAAAUGAAGGAAGCCCAAGAUAGACAGAAAAAUUAUGCGGACAAGCGUCGAAGAGAGUUGGAAUUUCAGGUUAGAGAUAUGGUUUAUCUCAAAACAGUAACUUAUAAGGGUAAGGAUCGGGUAGCGUUGAACACUAAGUUAACACCUCCAUACAUGGGACCGUAUCGAAUCCUGGAAAGGAUUAGUCUGAUGGCUUAUAAGUUGGAAUUACCUCCGGCUAUGUCAGCUUUUCAUCCGGUGUUUCAUGUGUUGAUGCUAAGGAAAUGCAUCACGGAACGGGAGAAUGUAAUCUCCAAACCCCCACCCGACCUCCAAGUGAAUAUGACCAUCAUCGGUCGGCCAGUUCGGAUAACUGGUACGAAGAUGAGAGGUCCGCAUAAGAACAAGAAGAAAAAGUUGGUUCAAGUCGUAUGGGAUUGUGAAGGAAUAGAGGAAACAACUUGGGAACCAGAAGAAGUUAUGAAGGUGAACUUCAAGAAGUGGUUCGACAAGAGAGAAGUCCCUCGUAAGUAUCAAGGAAUACCGGUAGCCAGAGCCGAUAGUUGCCGAUACUUGGUAUCGAGGAUUGCCGAUACUUGGUAUCGAGGAUUGCCGAUAGUCGCUGAUACUUGGUAUCGAGGAUUGCCAAUACUUGGUAUCGAGUAUUGCCGAUACUUAGUAUCAAGGAUUGCCGAUAGUUGUUGA
Molecule: messenger RNA, 816 nt
Organism: Camelina sativa (false flax)
Lineage: Eukaryota; Viridiplantae; Streptophyta; Magnoliopsida; Brassicales; Brassicaceae
Source: RefSeq, a predicted model, not a curated record